CAUUGCCACUCGAAUUACCUAAGAUAAAAACGAAUUAUAUAUCACUUUGAUUUUUCGCACUUAUUGUUAAUCUAUUCUCAAAAUUUAAACAAAAAUGCAGAGGCAAGUGGCACUCAUUAAGCAGUCCCUCUUUGAUCAGGGAUAUCUCGACGAACAAUUCAUGGAGCUAGAAGAGCUCCAAGAUGAUGCAAACCCUAAUUUUGUUGAAGAAGUUUCUGCAUUGUACUUCAAAGAUUCAGCUCGAUUAAUCAAUAACAUUGACCAAGCUUUGGAAAGAGGAACAUUUGAUUUCAAUCGGCUGGAUAGUUACAUGCAUCAGUUUAAGGGAAGCAGCACGAGCAUUGGGGCAAGUAAAGUGAAAGCUGAAUGCACUACGUUUAGGGAAUACUGCAGAGCUGGAAAUGCUGAAGGAUGCUUGAGGACUUUCCAGCAACUGAAGAAAGAACACUCAACGUUGAGAAAGAAGCUUGAACAUUAUUUCCAGUUGGCAAGGCAGGCGGGGCCUAAGGAGACAGCACCAAUCAUGACAUUUGGUGACUCUGUAGUUGAUGUCGGCAACAACAACUAUCUUCCGACCAUUUUCAGAGCUGAUUAUCCUCCUUAUGGCCGUGAUUUCGCUAACCACAAAGCCACCGGCCGUUUCUGCAACGGCAAAUUAGCUACUGAUAUCACCGCUGAGACUCUAGGCUUCACUAAGUACCCACCAGCUUAUCUAAGUCCUGAAGCUUCUGGUAAGAAUCUUCUCAUUGGUGCUAAUUUCGCUUCUGCAGCUUCAGGUUAUGAUGACAAAGCUGCUCUUAUCAAUCACGCGAUCCCGUUGUAUCAGCAAGUAGAGUAUUUCAAGGAAUACAAGAGCAAGCUCAUAAAAAUUGCAGGAAGCAAAAAAGCUGAUUCGAUCAUAAAGGGAGCAAUCUGUCUCUUAAGUGCUGGAAGCAGUGAUUUUGUUCAAAACUACUAUGUGAAUCCUCUGCUUUACAAAGUUUACACUGUUGAUGCGUACGGUUCUUUCCUUAUUGAUAACUUCUCUACAUUUAUCAAGCAAGUGUAUGAGAUUGGAGCAAGGAAGAUCGGUGUAACUUCUCUGCCUCCAACGGGAUGUCUUCCAGCUGCAAGAACUCUUUUCGGUUUUCAUGAGAAAGGCUGUGUUUCAAGACUCAACACAGAUGCUCAAAAUUUCAACAAGAAACUUAACGCUGCUGCUUCAAAGCUUCAAAAGCAAUAUUCCGGUCUUAAGAUUGUUGUCUUCGACAUCUUCACCCCACUAUAUGAACUUGUUCAGAAUCCUUCCAAAUCCGGAUUCACGGAAGCAACCAAAGGAUGUUGUGGAACAGGAACAGUGGAGACAACUUCACUCUUAUGCAAUCCGAAAUCGUUAGGGACUUGUUCCAAUGCUACUCAGUAUGUGUUCUGGGACAGUGUUCAUCCUUCUGAAGCUGCCAAUGAGAUUCUUGCCACAGCGCUAAUUGGACAAGGAUUUUCUCUCCUCGGUUGAUCCCAAAGUAUUUAUCUUAUAUUCUCUUUUCAAAUCGCUGUUUCUAUUGCACCUUGAGUCAUACAUUUAUUUCUAUUUGAAUUAUGUAUCAAACCACCACUAUUUUAUUAAAAAUGUAUUGAAACU
This is a messenger RNA of Arabidopsis arenosa, 1618 nucleotides long. The record is from the annotation of a GenBank genome assembly. Lineage: Eukaryota; Viridiplantae; Streptophyta; Magnoliopsida; Brassicales; Brassicaceae.